Molecule: messenger RNA, 773 nt
Organism: Cryphonectria parasitica EP155
Lineage: Eukaryota; Fungi; Ascomycota; Sordariomycetes; Diaporthales; Cryphonectriaceae
Exons: 2
Coding region: 141-551 (136 amino acids)
Molecular function (GO): carbon-sulfur lyase activity
Source: RefSeq, a predicted model, not a curated record
CCCCUCUUUGCGAAUCAACUGCCUCCUAUUCUCCCUACCUUCUUCAAAUCACCCAAACACCAGCAAUAAAUAAAAUCCCCCUCAAAUCAACAAUCGAACCCCACCAAACUGUAUACUUUUCUCCUCCUCAGCUCUCCAAGAUGGUUCUCAAGGGUCACUGCCUCUGCGGCUCCGUCACGUACACCGUCGACGUUGACGCCCCCCUCAUUACAGGAUACGACCACUGCGAUGACUGCCAGCGCCAGUCUGGCUCCACAUACUCUCUCGUGGCCGUGGUCCCCAAGGACAAACUCAAGAUCACAGGCGAGACCAAGUCCUGGGCGGGCAAGGGCUCCUCCGGCAAGGACGUCCACCGCAUCUUCUGCCCAACCUGCGGCUCCCCCAUCGCCCACGACCCGGAUGCUGCGCCCGAGAUCAUUGCCCUCAAGGCCGGCACGCUGGAUAUCGAGAUCAAGAAGACGCUGAAGCCCGACACGGAGAUCUGGACCCAGUCCAAGCUGCCCUUCAUGACCGAGUCGCUGGCCAAGCCUUUCAAGGGCAUGCCGGAGUAGAUUUGUUGAAAGGGAGAUAGAGAGAGAGUGAUGAGCUUUGGGAGCGAGGUUGCAUUGUUGUGCCGAGGAGGUUGAUUGCGGAGUCAGGAGUGGUGUUGGACGAAGUUUGGUGAGCUGCAUGGUUCACCAGAAAUAAAUUUUUGCAACGGUGUGUGCUACGAUGAGCAUUAUGUAUUAAACUAUUAUGCGACCAGUAGCCGCAGUCAAACAUCUACUCCAUCU